Messenger RNA from Uncinocarpus reesii 1704, 882 nucleotides. RefSeq lists its product as uncharacterized. The record is from RefSeq and is a predicted model, not a curated record. The transcript has a single exon. NCBI's taxonomy places the organism in Eukaryota, Fungi, Ascomycota, Eurotiomycetes, Onygenales, Onygenaceae. The coding region runs from base 1 to 882 and encodes 293 amino acids.
AUGGCUGAUACACAAACUGCCCCGGUUACCCAAAACCCCGACGCUCCAAGUCCCCACGAUGAUGCUGACAACGAAGACUCUAUCCUUCGCGAGCUGAACGCCGCCAUAGCCGCUAAUCCAGAACUACGAGCUCCGGCCCCUAAACCCGCGGAGGGAGAAUGGGAAGACUUUGACCGCCUGCUUGCCGAAAAUCCCGAAUUCGCUGCACCAGUUGCAGCUUCUUCCGGGCGCAAGGAGUAUUACAAGACCAAGACUCACUGGGAGUGUGGCCAUGAAGGCGAAGAAACCAAGACUGAUAUAGAGCGUGACCCCAAUGAUGGAACACCUGAGCUCCUGAUCAACGAGGCCAGGGGAAUCUGCGACAAGUGCAUGGAGAAAUGGGUCAAUCUGGAGAACGCCGGCGACAUGGAGCUGGGAGGAAGCUCUAGUGGACCAGUUGGACCGCCAACAUAUGACCAGGCGCAGACCUCUGAUGAGCUAGAGGUCGAGGAUGAUGACGAAGGUCUGCGUCCCCGGCCCCUAUUCGAUAUAGACGAUGGUCCCGACAAGGGGAAGAGCCAUCCUGGCCAGAAUGUUCGAUAUGAUCAGGAUCUCGACGAUGACAAUGAAGAUGAUGAUAGAUCAAUUUAUUCACGAGAAGACUCUCUUGGUAACCCGAUUGGUUCCCAGCCACAUCCCCAUCGGUAUCCUCUCUUAGAUUCCGAUGAUGAUGACGAGCUUGCUGCGCCGUCUAUUCAGCGCCCGGGACCCCAUGGUUAUCACCAAUAUGCCGACCAGCCUCUGGGCCCCGCUCCAGAUUUUGUGUCAGAUGAUGAAAGUCGGGCUGCUCCGCUUAAUCCUCAUGGGCCACAAGUUGCACCUCCCGCCGAAGGUCGUGCAUAG